ACGGGAGGGGACUCUAGUGGGCGAUUCGAGGGACGCUGCAGCCCCGCCUCCGCCCCCUCCCCUCCUCCCCUUCAGAACCGGAGGAGCGGGGGAGCAUGGACCAAACCCUGCUGCUCUGGCACCAUGACGCUCGCCCGCUUCGUGGUAGCUCUGGUUUUAGGGGCGCUCCCCGAAGUGGUCGGCUUUGAUCUAGUCCUCAGGUAUCCCCUCCACCACCGUUAUCGCCAUUCGCUCCCUCCGGGUCCCCCGCACCCUUACUACCUUCCCACCCAGCAGCGGCAACAGAGGACGCCUCCGUCGCCCUCUCUCCCGCGCGUCCCGCGCGUCCCGCGCCCCCCGCCCGCGCUCCAUGCCCAGCGCCUGCACGCCCUCCAUGCCGGGCGCACGCCCGGGCCGCACCCCGGGGACUGCCCGGCCGGCGAACCCUGGGUCAACGUGACGGACUUCGGCGCCCCGUGUCUGCUCUGGGCAGAGGUGCCACCCUUCCUCGAACGGUCGCCCCCGGCGAGCUGGGCUCAGCUGCGAGGGCAGCGCCACAACUUCUGCCGGAGCCCGGACGGCGCGGGCAGACCCUGGUGCUUCUAUGGGAACGCCCACGGCAAGGUGGACUGGGGCUACUGCGACUGCAGACACGGGUCAGUACGACUUCGAGGUGGCAAAAAUGAGUUUGAAGGCACAGUGGAAAUCUAUGCGAAUGGAGUUUGGGGCACAGUGUGUAGCAGCCACUGGGAUGAUUCUGAUGCAUCAGUCAUUUGUCACCAGCUGCAGCAGGGAGGAAAAGGAGUAGCAAAACAAACCCCGUUUUCUGGACUGGGCCUUAUUCCCAUUUAUUGGAGCAAUGUCCGUUGCCGAGGAGAUGAAGAAAAUAUACUGCUUUGUGAAAAAGACAUCUGGCAGGGUGGGGUGUGUCCUCAGAAGAUGGCAGCUGCUGUCACAUGUAGCUUUUCCCAUGGCCCAGCGUUUCCCGUCAUACGCCUCGUGGGUGGGAGCAGCGCCCGGGAAGGCCGAGUGGAGCUCUACCAUGCUGGUCAGUGGGGGACUGUCUGUGAUGACCAGUGGGAUGAAGCAGAUGCAGAAGUGAUCUGCAGGCAGCUGGGCCUGAGUGGCAUUGCCAAAGCAUGGAACCAGGCAUAUUUUGGGGAAGGCUCUGGUCCAAUAAUGUUGGAUGAGGUACGCUGUACUGGGAAUGAGCUUUCUAUUGAACAAUGUCCAAAGAGUUCCUGGGGAGAGCAUAACUGUGACCAUAAAGAAGAUGCUGGAGUGUCCUGUACCCCUCUGACAGAUGGGGUCAUCAGACUUGGAGGUGGUAAAGGCAGCCAUGAGGGUCGCCUGGAGGUGUAUUACAGGGGACGGUGGGGGACUGUCUGCGAUGAUGGUUGGACUGAGCUGAAUACAUAUGUGGUUUGCCGACAACUGGGAUUUAAAUAUGGCAAACAAGCCUCUGCAAACCACUUUGAAGAAAGCACAGGGCCCAUAUGGUUGGAUGAUGUCAGCUGCUCCGGAAAGGAAACAAGUUUCACUCAGUGUUCCCGGAGGCAGUGGGGAAAGCAUGACUGCAGCCAUCGGGAAGAUGUUGGUAUCACCUGCUACCCUGGGGGCAAUGGACACAGACUAUCACUGGGUUUUCCUAUCAGACUGAUGGAUGGAGAAAAUAAGAAAGAAGGACGAGUGGAGGUUUUCAUCAAUGGCCAGUGGGGAACAAUUUGUGAUGAUGGGUGGACUGAUAAGGACGCAACUGUGAUUUGUCGCCAGCUUGGCUACAAGGGCCCUGCCAGAGCAAGAACCAUGGCUUACUUUGGGGAAGGGAAAGGCCCCAUCCAUGUGGAUAAUGUGAAGUGCACAGGAAAUGAGCGGUCCCUAGCUGACUGUAUCAAACAAGAUAUUGGAAGACAUAACUGCCGCCACAGUGAAGAUGCAGGAGUCAUUUGUGAUUAUUUUGGCAAGAAGGCAACAGGUAACAGUAAUAAAGAAUCCCUCUCAUCUGUUUGUGGUUUGAGAUUACUGCACCGUCGGCAGAAGCGGAUCAUUGGUGGGAAAAAUUCUUUAAGGGGUGGUUGGCCUUGGCAAGUGUCCCUCCGGCUUAAGUCAUCCCAUGGAGAUGGCAGGCUCCUUUGUGGGGCCACGCUCUUGAGUAGCUGCUGGGUCCUUACAGCAGCACACUGCUUCAAGAGGUACGGUAACAGUACAAGGAGCUAUGCUGUUCGGGUUGGGGAUUAUCAUACUCUGGUGCCAGAAGAGUUUGAAGAAGAAAUUGGAGUUCAGCAGAUUGUGAUUCAUCGGGAGUAUCGACCUGACAGCAGUGACUACGACAUCGCCCUGGUUAGAUUAGAAGGACCAGAAGAACAGUGUGUCAGAUUUAGCAGCCAUGUUUUGCCGGCCUGUUUGCCACUCCGGAGAGAGAGGCCACAGAAAACCGCCUCCAAUUGUUACAUAACAGGAUGGGGAGACACGGGACGAGCCUAUUCAAGAACUCUACAACAAGCAGCCAUCCCCUUACUUCCCAAGAGGUUUUGUGAAGAACGUUACAAGGGUCGGUUUACAGGAAGGAUGCUUUGCGCUGGAAAUCUACAUGAACACAAACGUGUUGACAGCUGCCAGGGAGACAGUGGAGGACCACUCAUGUGUGUUCGGUCAGGAGAGAGUUGGGUUGUGUACGGGGUGACCUCCUGGGGGUAUGGCUGUGGAGUCAAGGAUUCACCUGGUGUCUAUACCAAAGUCUCAGCCUUUGUACCUUGGAUAAAAAGUGUCACCAAAUUGUAAUUCUUCACAUGGAAGCUUCAAGACAAAAUCCUGGAAAAUGUUCAACAUCCACAUUAGCACUCAGCCAGAGAUGCCAGCCAACGGAGAUGAGAGCCAUGUUCCUUCUUUUGUGUUGUGAUUAAAUCAUGUGCACCAUUGCUGCUUGA
Prionailurus viverrinus (fishing cat) is the source of this 2906-nucleotide messenger RNA. It is a transcript of the gene PRSS12, whose product is annotated as serine protease 12. Gene Ontology annotation, biological process: proteolysis. Gene Ontology annotation, cellular component: synaptic cleft; terminal bouton; dendrite. Gene Ontology annotation, molecular function: serine-type endopeptidase activity. The record is from RefSeq and is a predicted model, not a curated record. Bases 124 to 2760 code for a protein of 878 amino acids. The transcript has 13 exons. Lineage: Eukaryota; Metazoa; Chordata; Mammalia; Carnivora; Felidae.